Talaromyces stipitatus ATCC 10500 is the source of this 1574-nucleotide messenger RNA. Its product is annotated as pogo transposable element, putative. The coding region runs from base 63 to 1574 and encodes 503 amino acids. Lineage: Eukaryota; Fungi; Ascomycota; Eurotiomycetes; Eurotiales; Trichocomaceae. The transcript has 2 exons. The record is from RefSeq and is a predicted model, not a curated record. Gene Ontology annotation, molecular function: DNA binding. Gene Ontology annotation, cellular component: nucleus.
GAGCCGGCAUUUUUUCCCGAGCGCGUACACGAUAUUGAUUUUAUAUUAUUCAACACGUCAAUAUGCCACCAAUUCGCAAUAAAAACCGGAAAAAUUUAGAUGAGCAAGAGGGACGAAUCUUAUUAGCAAUUUCCGAUUUACAGAAUGGCCGAAUUCAACGUGUAGCUCAAGCUGCAAGGAUUUACGAGAUCCCCCGGACAACUUUACAAGAUAGACUCAAUGGUAUUCAACAAAGAUCUCUCGUACGCGCCAACAGCCAUAAAUUGACUCAAUAUGAAGAGGAAUCGCUUGUCAAAUGGGUGCUUGAUUUAGAUCGACGUGGAUUACCCCCCCGGCAUUCUCUUGUACGAGAAAUGGCUAAUUAUAUACUUUCACAACAUGGCAAACCACAAGUUGGAAAAAAUUGGAUAACUAAACUGAUUAAACGCCGUCCAGAGAUCGAUUCCAAAUUCGCAAGGAAAUACAACUACGAACGUGCUAAAUGCGAAGAUCCAAAGAUAAUACAAGAACAUUUUGAUCGCGUACAAGCUGCUAUAUCUGAGUACGGCAUCUUACCGGAAGAUAUAUUCAACUUUGAUGAGACUGGCUUUGCUAUGGGACUCUGUGCAACUGCAAAGGUUAUUACUGGAAGCGAUCGAUAUGCUCAGCCGAAGCUUUUACAGCCUGGAAAUCGAGAAUGGGUGACUGCAAUUGAGGCAACAAAUUCAACUGGAUGGGCUGUGCCUUCGUACGUGAUUUUCAAAGCAAAGAAAAACGUACGAGAAGGCUGGUUUGAUGAUCUUCCAGAUGAUUGGCGAAUCAAUAUUAGCGAUAAUGGCUGGACUACAGAUCAGAUAGGAUUAGAAUGGCUUAAAACCCAUUUUAUUCCCUAUAUUAAUGGUCGUACGGUUGGAAAAUAUCGAAUGUUGAUUCUUGAUGGCCAUGGAAGCCAUUUGACACCAGAAUUUGACCAUAUAUGUACUGAGAAUAAUAUUAUUCCAGUCUGUAUGCCACCUCAUUCUUCGCAUCUCUUACAGCCUCUUGAUGUUGGCUGUUUUGCUGUUUUAAAGCGACAUUAUGGGCAGCUUGUUGAGCAACGAAUGAGGCUUGACACCAACCCCCCCUCCAAGUCGAUCAAGCAAUACGGCAUCAUCUGCUUACAAACACCUCAAAAUAUACGCCAAUUUAUACGCCAGUCGACUACAAUCAAUAAACGUAUAAAUGAGCGUACAGAAAGCAACCAAAAUCAAGAAAUCAAUCAGGCAGUUGUACGGUUGUCAACAGCCUACGAAAUGAUAGCGAAUGAUGUUUUACUCGUACGGAAAGAGAACUACGAUUUACGAGCUGCACAUGAGAAAGAGAAGCAAAAGCGCCAAAAAUCUAAAAAGCAAAUAUCUAUUGAGCAAGCGGUUACUAAAGAAGAAGUGCAAGCGCUCGUACAAGGUCAGGUUGAGGCAUCCCAUGCUGUUACUACUACUCCGGCUGAGCCGGAGCUCCCAGCUUCUCAAGCAGUCGUACGCCGCCAAUAUCGCUGCAGUGGUUGUAACGUUAUGGGGCAUAGAAUUAACCAAUGCCCUAGUCGUAUUAGUAGUUAG